This is a messenger RNA of Panicum virgatum (switchgrass), 1210 nucleotides long. Its product is annotated as probable rRNA-processing protein EBP2 homolog. Gene Ontology annotation, biological process: rRNA processing; ribosomal large subunit biogenesis. The transcript is spliced from 2 exons. The record is from RefSeq and is a predicted model, not a curated record. NCBI's taxonomy places the organism in Eukaryota, Viridiplantae, Streptophyta, Magnoliopsida, Poales, Poaceae. Bases 159 to 1022 code for a protein of 287 amino acids. Gene Ontology annotation, cellular component: preribosome, large subunit precursor; nuclear periphery; nucleolus.
AAGGGUUUUAGGGCCUCUCUGUUUCUUCCCUCCCUUUCCCUUCUCUCUGACUCCGCCUCCCUUGGUCUUCCUUCCCUGGCGGCGGCGGCGGCGGCGGCGGCGCCACUCUUCACGUCUUCGGCCAGCCCUUUGCCGGCGACGAGCAUCCACCAGUAAAAAUGGUGGGACGUUCAAGUGAAGAAGCCCGGGCUCAUGAUGAAGUCACCAUGGAUGAUGUUGAUUCCGAUGUGGAAGAAUCAGGCUCGGAAGAUGAUUCAGGGGAAGAAGCUCAGGCUAAGCCUUCAGACAAAGCUAUAUACAACAAGGAGGCCAUUCUUGAAAAACUUGAAGACAUAGCCUGGCCCAAGAAUGUGGACUGGAUGCACAAGCUCACCAUUGAGUAUGACCAAGGGGAAAAGGUUGAUGUGAAUGAUGAUCUUGCCCGUGAACUUGCGUUUUACACCCAAGCUUUGGAUGGCACAAGGCAGGCCUUUGAGAAGCUGCAGUCAAUGAAGGUUCGGUUCCUCAGGCCAACAGAUUACUAUGCUGAGAUGGUCAAGACUGACGCGCACAUGCACAAGAUCAAGGGGAGAUUGUUGUCAGAGAAGAGGAGAAUCGAGGAGGCUGAGGAGAGGAAGAAAGCUAGAGAGGCCAAAAAGAUAGCAAAGGAGGUGCAGGCAGAGAAGAACAAGCAGCGGGCUAAGGAGAAGAAGGAGCAGAUUGAGUCAGUCAAGAAGUGGAGGAAGCAGAGGCAACAGGGGGGAUUCGCCAAGGGAAAUGAUGAUGUGCCAGACCUGAACUUUGAGGGAGAGGAAGGAUUUAAACAAUCUAAGAAAAAGAGGCCUGGGGUUUCUCCUAGUGAUAGGUUUGGUGGUCUUGCUAAGAGAGGUAAAGAAGGAAAGAACAGGAGGUCAAGAGAUGCCAAGUUUGGGCAUGGUGGUCGUAAAGGGCUGAAGAAGCAAAACACUGCUGAGACCACGAAUGAUUUCAGAAGCUUUAACAAGGGGGGUGAGUCUCAAAACAAGAAGAGAAAGAGAUCUUGAUGCAAUAUUGUAAUAAUUUGCGCUCAGUUCCUUUUGCCGUUAUUACUAUUCUUGUUGCAACUUUGCUAUGGUGCGUUGUAACCAUCUUAAACUUGCUUAGGUUCAAGGUCGUGUGCCUUCGUUGUAAAACUCCUGCUUCUUAUUAAUGAAAUGUCUGCCCAGGAAAGUUCUUGAAAGAGAAAAAAAAA